UGGCGCUCUUUUGAUUACUAAAUCAAUUUCGCAUAUUUGAUAUUAUUUGGGUUUUUCUUUACUCUUCCCUCUCGUUGUCCUGUUCUAGAGGAAAAGAAUGGAAAAGCAUAGAACUACCUCCCCAAUUCAAGUGAGUGCAAAGCCGAUCCUUCAACAAAAGGUUGGAGUGAUUCCUCAUUCCUCUGGUUCAGGAGCUUUGCCAAGUGUGAGCAAUGGUAGCAACUACAAAGUACGAGUACCGAGGCACCUGGCAAAGAAAUAUUCAGUCAUGCGUUUUCAGAGUACAAAAGUAGACUUCUCAUCAAUCACAAAGGCUCAGAUGUCUCGUCAAACAGAUGCAAUUGAAGAGAGAGAAAGUGAAAAUCUGCCAACUUUUGGAGCUGGUAGUGAAUUUGGCAGAGAAAGACGUGAAGAAGCACGCAAGAAACGUUUUGGUUUCGUCCCAAAACCCAAGAACCCUGAAGCAGCGCCAUGGAAUUUGAGGCUUGGGGGCAAAAGUGGGAGAAGGUUUACUGGUCGAAAGGAAGCAGGGAUUAAUGAGAAUUCAUCAUAUUACAUAUUGACUCAGUGUGAAGAUGGUGCAUUUGAGGCUGUGCCAGUGAACAACUGGUAUAAUUUUACUGCUGACAUAAAAUAUCAGACUCUAACAGCAGAUGAAGCUGAGGAAGAGUUUGGACGCAGAGAAAAGACAGUCAAUUAUUUUUCAUUGAUGGUAAAAAAAAGACUGAUGGACAACAAAGAAGACUCAGAAGAAGGUGAUGAGAUUAAAAUGGACAAAACUGCAAAAAUAGCCAGUAGGACAGGAAAUCUGAUCAUUCAUGAUGAUGAAAGAGAUUUAUCUUUGUCAGAAGAAGAGGAUGAUGGUGAUGAUGAUGAAGAGGAAGGUCAGAGAAAAAACAAAAACAAGGAAGAUAAACAAGACAAGAAAGUCAAACAUAAAAGUGGACAGAAGCAGCAAAAGAAAAUGAAAAAGGGUUCAGAUGCUGACAGUGAUGCGUCUUCUGAGGAAGAUGGAUACCUAGAUUCUAAAGAGGUUGACUAUCUGUCUGAUAGUUCUUCUUCUUCUGAGGAAGCAGUUAAGAAUAUUGAAGUGACUAAACCCAAAGCUGAAGAUGACCUAAAUGCAGAGGAGACAUCUAGUGACGAGGAAGAUGAUUUGACACAAGAAGGACAUGAACUGAAAGACAUGUUGGAUCGAGAGGAAGGAAGAGAGUCUUGGGAUGAAGAAGAAGAAGAUCCUGACCAGGAUGAAAUCAAAGGCACUUCUGCUCUCUUUUUACAAGGUGAUAAGAAAAGAAAGAAGAAGUCUGGCAGUGGUUCCAGUACAUCAUCCAACAGUCGAUCAUCCACCCCCACUACUGCUGUGGACGGUGCCGCCAACACCAUUGCUGAUGCUGUUAGUAAGCUUAGUCAGGACAGACCAGGAACGCCUUCAAAAUCCAGAAAGCGCCCUGCAAGCUCAGCCAAAAAAGGCGCCACCGGUGAGGAGGGAAAUCCGGCGUCCAAAAAGCCUCGUGUAUCCCCACCACCUUCAGCGGGCACGGGAAGUGGCUCAAGAACAAGUACCCCAACACCGACCGGUAGUGAGGAUGGCCCUCAGGGGAUCACUGAGGAUGCCGUAAGGAGGUACCUUACACGAAAACCCAUGACGAGCAAGGACUUACUGCAGAAGUUUAAAACAAAGAGAACAGGGUUAUCUAAUGACGAAACUGUUAAGAAGAUUGCAGCUAUCGUGAAGAAGUUACAUCCAGACCAAAAAACCAUUAAAGGAAUACUCUACCUGUCACUUAAACCAUUAAGUUAGGUAUAAAUUGCAAAACUUGACAAAGUAAUGGCGCCUGUGUAACAUAAUGUGAAGUAACUAUUAGUCUGGCACAAAUAACACACUCUUUGUCGUCAAAAAAAAAUUGAAGUAAAGAAAAGGAAUAUAAGAAGUCUGACUUACGGAUUUUCUCAGGGCGGUCACAGGUAGUAGACCAUUUUAAGAGUGGAUAUGCCACUUUCCGACUUUGUCGCUAAAUUUAUUAAUAUUUCAGCUGUAUUAUGCAUUUAUGGGAUUAAUUUAGCUUCUAGAAUAGGCGCUAUUGAUUUCGUUUUCACGGUUAGGCGGGGACAAAAUGUAAGGCGAGAUGUGUGCGAACCACGUGCGAAACACGCGCGCCUUGCCUCGACUGACUUAUGGAAGUAAUAUCGCCUGUUCUACAUCUUAUGAUGGACUGUUCCAGCUUAACUGGUCUGAUUAUUAACCGAAUUCUGACUGAUGAAAAGCGCCUCCAGAGUAGGUAGCUUCUUUUCUUUUAAAAUCGUUGAUUACCCCAACAUCGGUAUGUCUACUCCAAACUGCCCUCCGUACAUUUCGCAAGGUGCUGACAAGGAGAAUUUG
This is a messenger RNA of Pocillopora damicornis (cauliflower coral), 2383 nucleotides long. Its product is annotated as general transcription factor IIF subunit 1. Gene Ontology annotation, cellular component: transcription factor TFIIF complex; nucleus. The record is from RefSeq and is a predicted model, not a curated record. Gene Ontology annotation, biological process: positive regulation of transcription elongation by RNA polymerase II; transcription initiation at RNA polymerase II promoter. NCBI's taxonomy places the organism in Eukaryota, Metazoa, Cnidaria, Anthozoa, Scleractinia, Pocilloporidae. Gene Ontology annotation, molecular function: RNA polymerase II general transcription initiation factor activity; DNA binding; TFIIF-class transcription factor complex binding.